AUGCACGUCGUUAAUAAAUCGAGCCCGCUAUACGUCGGCGCGUACGGUAUGGUCGAUGUGUGCGUGGGCGCUUCCUCCGUGUGCGUGUCUGUGCGGGAGGGUGCGUGGAGGGCGGAGGGCGGUGAGGGGAGCACUUCCCGCGAAGCACCUGGCGCGGAGGCUACGUCCCCUGACGAGAUCCCAUUGAUUUGUGGAGAACGCCCGCGGAUCUUCCCUUUGUUCAUUGUGUUAGAAUCCUCCUUUAGCCACCCAAAGACGCGCAGUGACCGAAGCUCGGACAACCGCGACGCCGCUAGGAAUACUUAUACGCGCCUUGUUUAUUCUAAACGUGUAAUUUUAGGAAAACAGCGAGACAAUGUUGUGUUGAAACUAUCGGGGUAUUCAGGCGUCGGUGACAAUGUCGGCCGCAUCCUCUGUUUGUCUUGGCGAAAGUCGAUUGUUGCGUCGCACUCCAUUUGUUUAAGCAAAAACUUU
Messenger RNA from Iphiclides podalirius (scarce swallowtail), 474 nucleotides. The record is from the annotation of a GenBank genome assembly. NCBI's taxonomy places the organism in Eukaryota, Metazoa, Arthropoda, Insecta, Lepidoptera, Papilionidae.